Messenger RNA from Ostreococcus tauri, 1881 nucleotides. Its product is annotated as mRNA capping enzyme. Bases 1 to 1881 code for a protein of 626 amino acids. Gene Ontology annotation, biological process: dephosphorylation; 7-methylguanosine mRNA capping. Gene Ontology annotation, molecular function: ATP binding; mRNA 5'-triphosphate monophosphatase activity; phosphatase activity. NCBI's taxonomy places the organism in Eukaryota, Viridiplantae, Chlorophyta, Mamiellophyceae, Mamiellales, Bathycoccaceae. The transcript has a single exon. The record is from RefSeq and is a predicted model, not a curated record.
AUGUCGACCCCGUCCACGUCGCGAGGCGCGUGGGACCUCCCAGAAGGAUGGCUUCAGUGCCCCAGGAUGUCUGACGUCUUCGCCGGGUCCUUCUUGGCGUCGAAAACGCCGUUGAGAGACGCGUUUUAUCAAAAUUCAAAUGUUCCAGACCAGGACAAGUAUACGCCCGACGACGCGAUCGCCCUGGCUGCGUCGAAGGGACGGGACGUGUGUCUCGUGAUUGAUCUCACGAAUACGUCGAGAUAUUACGACGUCUCGAGCUUUGAAAAGUACGGGAUCGCCGUGAGGAAGAUUCGGUGCGGCGGUCGUGACGGCGCGCCGGAUGCGCGGGAAGUUUCAGAGUUUUUAUACGUCGUGAAGCGGACGAUGGCGGCGAUCGCGAGCGAUCCGGGUUGGCAGGCAAGGAUUAAGGAGACUGGGGCGCAGCCAGUGGUGUUGGUGCACUGCACGCACGGGUUCAAUCGCACGGGGGCGAUGUUGGCGCACUAUUGUCAACGCGCGUUCGCGUGGCCCGAGUUGAACAAAUGGAUCACCGAGUUCGCCAGAGUGCGUCCGCCGGGAAUUUACAAGAGCGACUACUUGGAGUCGUUGUUCGAUUAUUACCUCGAGCGGCGAUUUAGCACGACGAAGGAUCCGAAGAGGCCGAGUUGGAAGAGCGACGAUUUGAGCGACGCGCCACCGUUGGCAGAUGAAAAGGUCCCAACCGGGGAUUUAUUCGAUCCGAUUAUGAACACUUCAUACAAGAAGACGCUCGCACACUCGCGGGCGCCGAUUCCGGGGACGCGACGGGCGUCGCAGCGCGCGUUUGAGAUCGCGUCGACAGCGGAUAUCGAUGCAAGCGCACCAUUGCAUCACGAAGACGUCAUUGGUGAGGAGGUGUACGACGAGAUGAUCACAGAGGUUAGAAAGCUGUGCUCGUGGGCGUGUGUGAGUGAUGACUCGAACAUUUCACCCGAUAACUUUCCUGGUUCACAGCCGGUGAGUUUGAGUCGUGAUAACAUGUCUCUGCUCAAGCGCGAGCCAUACAGCGUGACGUGGAAGGCGGACGGGACGCGUUAUUUAUUAUUGCUCAUGCGUGAUGGUUCGUACUUGAUCGAUAGGAAAUUUUCCGUGCGGCGGGUGCAGAUGCGUUUUCCAUUGCCUCACAAAAAAUUUGGCAUGUCGGUCCACCACUGUACGCUCAUGGAUGGGGAGAUGGUGGUGGACACGGAUCCGGAGACAAAGAAGCAGACGCGUCGGUACUUGGCGUACGAUUUGAUGGCGGUAAACGGCGAACGCGUUGCGAAUCGACCGUUUCUCGAGCGAUUAAAUAUUGUUCGAGAGUUCGUCGUGGAGCCGAGGAAGAAGUUUCUCGCGAGCACGGCGCCGAGUGGGGCGUACGCAGCGCACAAGGAGCCCUUCUCGGUGCGCACGAAGGAUUUCUUUCCGCUCAAGCACGCGCGCACAUUUAUCGAAAAGUUCAUCCCUCAACUCUGUCACGAGAGCGACGGGUUGAUUUUUCAACCCUCCAACACCGCGUAUAUGCCGCUGACGUAUGAGUCGCUUCUGAAAUGGAAAUUUCCCGAGCUAAACUCGGUAGAUUUCCUCCUGCGUGUCGCACACGGGAAGGGGUUGCUCUUCGUGGGUGCGAAAGGAAGAGAUCAAUUCGCGAGGCUUGAGGAUGACUUCGUCACACGUACCGACUCGCUCGAGAGCCUGGAUGGGAAAAUCGUUGAGUGUUCUUGGGAUAUGAACGCGAACACGUGGGUGUACAUGCGUACACGGGCGGAUAAGGAGACCCCAAACUUCAUCACAGUGUAUGAAAAGACGUGGAAGAGCAUCCAGGAUAACAUCACGUCGGAGGAUAUUCUCGACUUUGUCGAGAAAGAGGUCGGCGUCUAG